Molecule: messenger RNA, 2564 nt
Organism: Lynx canadensis (Canada lynx)
Lineage: Eukaryota; Metazoa; Chordata; Mammalia; Carnivora; Felidae
Gene: CC1H1orf159
Product: chromosome C1 C1orf159 homolog
Exons: 4
Coding region: 997-1881 (294 amino acids)
Source: RefSeq, a predicted model, not a curated record
CUGGCUCACCGGCCCAGAGCAGGGCUUCUGCCAGGUCUCGGUGGAAAAGGGGGCGUUCCUAGUGCCUGUGACCACUUACGCCGGCCUCAGCAGGGCCACGGCUAAGGCCAAGGUCGAACUGCAGCCCGGCCGAGGGAUCUAUGUGCGAGAACCCUGCCCGAUCACAGAGCGGGGCUGGCGUCAGUGGGCACAGGCAGGAGGCCUUUGCCACAGCACUCACACGUGCCCCCGAGGUUCUAGUCAGUGGAAGGCCACCUCACCCGUGGCCUCAGUCCCGGCCCACCCAGCCCCUCAGUCCGCAGAAACUCUGGGUGUGCGGUUCUCUGGAGACUGGAGGGUGCCCUGAGGUCCCCUUGCCUCCCUCCGCUGUGGCUCUUCUGGGGAUGUGGGGUCUGGCCUGCAAACACUGCGUGCCAGGCCGAAGAGCCCUUCACACCACCCGGUCCUCAGGGCCAGACACAGGCCCCUCUCCUGCACACUCUGUCCUCAGCCUGCUCCUGAUCACUGGGCGUCCCAUCCCGUCCGAGAUACGGCACGGUCCUGCCACGGAGGUGUGGCACCCCAGCCGCUGGGGCCACUGCAGUCGGGGAGCAGGACCGGCCCCGGGAGUGGUCGCCUCUUCUGAGGUGACCAGGUCGUGACGGGGUCUCGUGACCUGCAGACGCUGGGCCUUCAGCAGAGGACACAUUGUACGUGGACUGAGAGGGCUCUGGCCUUCUGCACAAGUUUCAGGACCAGAAGCAAGUGGCUUUGUGCUGACCUGGACCACCAAGGUCGGCCACCAGAGGAGGAGUUUUAGGGCGGGGUCAGCAGAGACGGCCCCAGCCUCCUGUGAUACCGUGCCGGGCCUAGCAGUGGGGGUGCUGAUGGCGGAAGGCCGCGAGUCUGGCUGUCGGGCCCAUUUUCACUGCAGCAAGUUUGGGGCGGGACACCCUUGCCAAAUGAGCUGGAAUUCAUCCCCGCUUCUAGGUUCCAGUGUAGCCGCAGCCGCGCCUCAUGCCUGUCCACAGGCAGUCUGAGAGCACUUUCCCCACAGUUGCCAUCCAGAGCCCCCACCCACGGGCCCAGCCAGCCUGUCCUGCUGACCCGUGGGGCCCUCAAGUGGCAGCCUCUCUCUUCCUGGGGACAUUCUUCAUCAGCUCUGGCCUCAUCCUCUCCGUGGCUGGGUUCUUCUACCUGAAGCGAACCAGUAAACUCCCCAAGGUCUUCUACGGAAGAAACAAAGCCCCUGCCCUGCAGCCUGGCGAAGCUGUAAGUAACCAGAAGGAUGGGCUGAGUGCCCCCGUGUCGUGGGCCUCUGUGCUGGGGGCCACCUGCACUUCUCACUGUGCCUUUUCUCCUUUUCAAGGCUGCUAUGAUUCCCCCGCCACAGUCCUCAGUGCGGAAGCCGCGCUAUGUCAGACGCGAGCGGCCUUUGGACAGGGACACAGGCCCCACUGCCAUCUCCUCGGUGGAGGCCCGGGUCAGCAACGUCUGACCCAGGGACCCACCCACAACUCUGCACACCGCCUCGGAGAGAGCCCAGCACACAGAGGGCAGGUCUGGACAUGGCCCCUGGCUCAGCUUGACCGUCUCCCAGCAACAGAUGCCCAGUUGGAACCCGCCCAGCUGCUGGAAGGUGCUUCUUCCCACCCCACAGCUGCUCAGUGUAAUGGAGGGGGAGGCGCCCCUGAGGCGGGCUCCAGAGCGUGGCCAUGUGGGGUCUGGGCCCCUCAGGAGAGACAAGGACUGCUGGGCUUCUCCGUGCUUGGCAAAGCCGGGAGCUCGGCCACCCUGCCUAUCAGAGCCCACAGCGGGCAGACGUCCCCCGCACCACCAGGCCAGUCGGCCUCCUGGCCUCCCCGCCCGGACGGUGUCCGGACCAGGGGAGGUGGGGCAUGAGAACUGGCCCCUCCAAGGCUGAGGCGCCUACAGGGCCAUCCUGUAGCCAAGAGCCCCGCCCCCUCACCCCGAGCCCCAAACCACAGAUUUCCAGGAGCUGCAGAGGCGAGUUUCUUGGUUUGCUACUGACUUCUGUCAGUUUGAAGCAGCAAAGGCGGAGGGGCCCUGCUGUCCUCUCUGUCUCCUGCUCAUCACCUGCUCCCCACACGGGGCCCACGUGCUGCAGGGACUUGUCCACCCAGGGACUGACCUGAAAGCUCUGGAGGCCAAGGCCAGGCCCCCUGAGGGACGUGUCCACCCAGGGUCACAUUUACCUGUGACUGCUGCCUGGGUAGCCUGGUCUGGAUGGACCUGUGGAGGGCCGUGCUGUCCCUGGCUGCUUGCACACAGAAAGGGGUUCCCGAGGAGAAAGGAGCGAUUGUGGCUACCUCCCACGCACUGUCCUUCCCAGAUUCUCAGUCGAGAAUGAUGGCUCCUUCAGCACCUGGUCCACAUCCCAGGGUCCCGAGGCAGGGCCUGUGUGCUCAGCUGCUGUGCCCUUCUGCACCGUGACACGUGGCCCACGCGUCUACAGUUUAUGGGUACGAGCUCGUUCGAGACUUGAACCCGCGACGGGCCCAGCACUGAGCGGGGUGCAGCAGCUCAAAAUCAGUGUCAAUAAACUAUUCAGGGCUUUCCCCAUC